AUGUUCUCGGGAAUAACUCGAGAUCAGCAGCCCAUCUUGUGGGCCGCAGCUCGUCUCUCUCCGCUUCGUGAAUUCUUUGCGACGUGCGCCUGCUGGCCGCACGCGUGCUGCUGCUGCUGGUGCUGCAUGCAUGCACGCAUGCAUGCAUGGUUGCUGCAAGCGCGCGACGAUCGGUCGAAGGAGCUGAGAUCGGCCCGCUUUGCCCUGGUCCCGCUCGAUCGAUGCUCAAGGCGCCAGGAUGGCCGGGGUCUGCGCGAGGUGGAUGCCGCCUUGAUGCGCGGCAGCGGCCCACGUUUGGAAGAAAUGAUGAGUCUUGAGUCACGGGCGACAGUCCCCUUAAGGAUUUACAAAUUAGAUUUCACAUUACCCAUGACUGAUGCUAGUCUUACUCCUACUACUAGUAUGCUUGACUCAAGUAGCGGCAAGGCUGCGCUUCGAUCGAGAGCGGCUAGGAUGUACGAAUCAAAUUGGAGUCAAGAGUUUGAGUCUGUGAUUGGUGUAUUUUUGACGCGAGCCGUCGAUUUAGAUGAAUCACACGCCGCAGAAGUUUAUAUUACUCAUGCAAAAUGCUUCUGUGUAAGCGUUUGUCAGACUGAGGCAUCAAACCUCAUGCAGCUCAACAACGUGACCGCCGUGCGGAACGGGCGCGGGCCCCACGAACUAGUGCAAAAUUUUAAAGUUGUCUUUGACUCUUUCGUGCGCAUUCAAUUGAGCGAUUUCAUCUCGGGCGUGGCAUGUAGAGAGCCCCUUCAUCUUGCCUUGGCCUUCCUCUUCUGCAUUGUCCUCAAUUUGCAGCUCCAUUUCGGCGAGCUUGCUCCAGCACAAUCCUCGGCUUGCAACUGGGCCGCGACGUGGUCCUCCUCCCGCCUACGUUUGAGUCGGCGGAUUUUGCGGCGGCUUUUCCACCAAGCUGAACUCUGCACGCUCUUCGUGACUCUCGGCGUCAUAAUAGAGGUCUUCGUGCGAGAUUACCUCCAAGGAUACAUUGCCACCUGCCGCACCGAAUUCCGGCACACCGCUGGGACGCAGAUCCACCAAAGCAAUCAACACUUCUUUCGGGCUUCACAGCCGUCGAGCGCAUGGACUGGAGCUGCCAUGUCGACUGGCGAUGACACUCACGAGGAGGGGGCACCCAGAAGGGUACUUAUAUGCUUGAUGCGAUUGGAUCUUCGAGUCAACGACAAUGCUUUGUUCCACUAUGCACACAUGACGGAACCUCCUCCUGGACCCGCAGCCGAGAGGCCUCCUACCAAAUUCAAUCAAGACGUUCUCGCCGGAUCAGCGUUGUUCAGCCGUGCCGAUUACCUGAUGCCAUUGUACGUCUUCGACGAGCGUGUUAUUGAGCUCAGCGGCCUGCCUGGAUAUCAACGGAAUGGACCAGAGGCAAGAACGAAGAACUACGGCUUUUGGAAGACUGGCGGGUUCCGUGCUAGAUUCAUCGCAGAAGCUGUCUAUGAUCUACGAUCCCGUCUUCGCGCCGCUGGCUCUGACUUGGUCAUCCGUUUUGGAUUCCCAGAGGUGGUAGUUGAGAACUUCGUCAAAGCUUUCCAGGCUAGGGGUGAUGAGGUCGAGGGCGUAUGGUUGCAAAAGGAGGUGACGCACGACGAGGAACAGGUGGAGACGCAGCUUCAGGAACGCUUGCAAGGUCUCAACGUGCCGAUGCGCUUCGUCCACGGCAAGACGUUGGUCCACCCAGCCGAUCUACCGUUCGACAUCAGCGAGACGCCCGACGUGUUCACACCAUACCGCAAACGCGUCGAAGAGAUGAAGGCAGCUAUGGUUCGGCCCACCCUUCGACCACCUGAACGGUUCAAACCGCUUCCGCCCGCCCUUCCCGAGACUCCCGACUAUUCUCUCGAUGUAUCGUACGAGGUUGACGUUGAUGGCCUUCUCGCUCGUCCGCCAGAGGAUCAAGCACAGACGGAAAGUCAAGUCUCUUUUCUCGACAUUCUCAGCUAUUUGUUGGCGCCCCUCAGCGACUCUCCGACCAUACUGAGCGCGGGUAAACCCAUCGCCUCUCGUCAGCUUCUCCAACAACGGCACCCCGCUUCGGCGUUUCCAAAUCGUGGAGGUGAAAGCUCCGCCCUAGAGCGAUUGGAGUGGUACUUUAUCAGGGGCAAGAGCGCCGACUCGAGUAGAUGGGGACGCGCGGAUCCUCCUCCAGUCGCGCGAUACAAGCAAACGCGCAACAACCUCGUUGGCCACGCAUACUCGACCAAGAUGUCUCCCUUCUUGGCUUACGGUUCAAUCUCACCUCGGCAAAUAUGGGAGGCUUUGGACAUCCACGAACGUCAGUUUGGUGAAGAUCGCAACACGUACUGGGUGCGCUUCGAGCUGCUUUGGCGGGACUACUUUUUCUGCGUCAGCGAAAAGUAUGGUGACCUUCUUUUCAAGCUCGAAGGAUUCGAGGGCGCGACUGAUCCCCGGCAAGCUGAGAAGAAGCUUCAACCGGGCUGGUGGAAGAUGUGGGAUCCGGUCAAGGAUGGUCGCGAGAAUCCCGUUAGUCGACUGCUUGAGGGCCGUACGGGUAUACCAUUUAUCGAUGCCAACAUCACAGAGCUCCGAGAAAGCGGGUUCAUGUCGAAUAGAGGCCGUCAGAAUGUGGCCUCCUUCUUGACGAAGGACCUCGGUUACGACUGGCGUAUUGGGGCCGAGUUCUACCAAGGUGAACUGAUAGAUUAUGAUGCGACCAGUAAUUACGGCAAUUGGCAGUAUGUCGCAGGCGUUGGCAACGAUCCUCGAGCCUCUAGGCAAUUCAACAUCAUCAAGCAAGCGAAAGACUACGACUCGCAUGGAGAGUUCGUGAAGUUGUGGUUGCCUGCGUUGCGCAAUUUGCAUCCCGACUUCGUGCACACCCCUUGGCUACUCGACGAAGACGAAAAGCGGUCCUACGGUCUGAAAUCCACUGCCAUGGACGUAUCCUACGACUCGUAUCCUGGCCAGCCCAUGGUAGAGGAGGAAACGUGGCGCAAGCACUAUGAACGAAAGGAAGGUGUAGGAUCCAAAAUGUUUGGUAAUCCCCAGGAGAAGGUAAAGGAUGGAAAGGUGAAAAGGAUGGGCAGGCGGAUAGUCCCCACCUAUCCAAGGGGCGGGACGGCUUCGGGAUCCGGUGGGGCGCCUGCACUGAAGCUCGGACCGAGCGGCACCGGCGCGGUAGGCGCUCAGCACGGCGUACAUCGUCCAUUGCCAGGGGCAGUACUACCAGCUCCGCGCCGGCAUCCUCUCGCCGGAAGUGCCGCUUUUGCAAACGCAUCUUCGACGAGAUCGGUCUCGCCCUUUGACGGUAGUCACCAUAGCAGCGCAUCCAGUGGCUCUGGUGGCUUGCAGUCACGCUACCAAACGCCUGCUCCUUCUUAUCCCCCCGGGUAUCGAAGCGUGGGACACGGACUCGUUCCAGGAGCUGGACAGGCUAGCCUGCUCCCGUCUCAGCAGCAGCAGCAAAUCGCCAGCUCAGCGCUGGGACCUCGACCCGGUCCUGGUACAGCUCUGCCUAACUAUCCGGUCUCACGCUCUUCCGCACUCCCACAACAUGGGCGGGGCGGUGGUGAUCGGAGCUCAGGCUCGUUCGGUGCUUCGGAAGUUGCUGGUCUGAAUUCGUUCCGCAACCUCCACAUCGGUGGUGCUGCACAGACAGGUAACGGCGAUCAGGGCUUUGCGCUUCCCCAUGGACAGCGCUUUGGAGGCGGAUCGGGCGAAAACGCACCUAUGGCCGCUGCUGCGUUGCAAGGGUCAGGACUGCCUGCGACUCCUCCAUACGGAUCCAACGGAUCGAGGCAAAUGGGUGCACUACGCAACCUUGCGGAAGGGCAAGCCCAGCCUCAAGGACCGCCACCGCCAAAACCAGCUGACACGUCGACAUCCUGGCGUCGUGGGGCUCCGAAAUAG
Messenger RNA from Ceraceosorus guamensis, 3885 nucleotides. RefSeq names its product cryptochrome. Bases 1 to 3885 code for a protein of 1294 amino acids. Lineage: Eukaryota; Fungi; Basidiomycota; Exobasidiomycetes; Ceraceosorales; Ceraceosoraceae. Gene Ontology annotation, molecular function: damaged DNA binding; FAD binding; deoxyribodipyrimidine photo-lyase activity. The record is from RefSeq and is a predicted model, not a curated record. Gene Ontology annotation, biological process: photoreactive repair. The transcript is spliced from 9 exons.